This is a messenger RNA of Theileria parva strain Muguga, 1173 nucleotides long. RefSeq names its product ATP synthase (C/AC39) subunit family protein (gene atp6v0d1). NCBI's taxonomy places the organism in Eukaryota, Apicomplexa, Aconoidasida, Piroplasmida, Theileriidae. The coding region runs from base 22 to 1173 and encodes 383 amino acids. Gene Ontology annotation, biological process: proton transmembrane transport; vacuolar acidification; vacuolar transport. The record is from RefSeq and is a predicted model, not a curated record. The transcript has 5 exons. Gene Ontology annotation, molecular function: proton-transporting ATPase activity, rotational mechanism. Gene Ontology annotation, cellular component: proton-transporting V-type ATPase, V0 domain; vacuolar proton-transporting V-type ATPase complex.
AUUUAUUACAAUUUUUUAUAUAUGGAAUUAUGCACAUUUAAUGUUAAUUACGGAUACCUAGAAGGUAUAGUACGUGGAUAUCGAUCCACAUUCCUAACUGCCAUGGAUUAUAAGAAAAUGGGAGUGGCAGAGUCUCUAGAGGAUCUGAGAACAGUUCUGGAGGCAACAGAUUAUACAUCGGCGUUUAUAGAUGAACAGGCACAAAUUACAACUAAGUUAAUCUCGAAAAGAUGCAAGGAAAAACUAGCGUCAGACUACCAGUACCUAAGGCAGCAAUCGGACGGAGAUUUAGCAGUAUUUUUAGACUUCAUAGCGAGAGAAAAGAUGAUUGAUAAUCUCAUAGCCCUACUACAAGGAUUGCUAAAUAAAACUGAUCCGGACGAGCUUAUGGAUAGAUUAGACCCAAUAGGAUGGUUUCGAGGAAUAAAGGCAUUAUUGAGCUCAGAAAUAGGCCAAUCAGCCGAAGAACUCUAUAGAAUAAUUUUAUGUGAUACACCCAUAGGACCAUAUUUUGAAAGGUAUUUACCAACAGUUACAUAUACAAGAGGAUCGAGCAGUAAUAUUGAUAAGACUCACAAGAUACUGGAUUCUGCAAAUAUAGCGAUCAUGAAGGCAACACUUAAAAAGAUGUGGCUCGAGGACUUUUACAACUUCUCGGUGUCACUAGGAGGAACAACAGCAGAUGUCAUGGGCCAUAUUCUUAAGACGGAAGCAGAUUUUAAGGCGCUCUCUCUCACCCUCAACUGCCUUAACAUGACACAAACGGCAGUUCAACAGGAUAGGAAUAAACUUUACCCAUCAAUAGGGUAUUUAUACCCGUAUGGAACAGAUAAGCUGUGUAAAGCAUUCAACGAAACUACAGUUCAAGCAGCUCUGGUGCCAUAUCCAAGAUACGCGGAACUUUAUGAGUCGUCGAAAUCAAAUUUCAGAGCAGAAGCAAGAGUAACUAAAUACGACGCGAGUGAGAAGUCUUUGGAGGACCUGUUCUACGCGGAAAGCGUCCACCUGUGUGAGAUGAGCUUCGAACAACAACUCCAUUUUGGAAUCUUCUACGCGUGGGUAAAACUCAAGGAACAAGAAAUAAGAAAUAUCACAUGGAUUGCAGACAUGAUUCUGCUUAAAAGAAGAGAAGAAAUCUCGAGAGUUUUGCCGAUUUUUAAAUCUAGGGUGUAG